Molecule: messenger RNA, 591 nt
Organism: Perkinsus marinus ATCC 50983
Lineage: Eukaryota; Perkinsozoa; Perkinsida; Perkinsidae
Exons: 3
Coding region: 1-591 (196 amino acids)
Source: RefSeq, a predicted model, not a curated record
AUGACUAAAUCGUCGGCGUUGAAAGCUUUGCUACUUCUGCUAGAGGCUCCGGUCUGCAUGGGUGCAGCGAAGAAGUUAUUUGGACUCGCGGGAAAGCUUCUACGACCUCGCCCAGCUCCGAGACCCACACAGGCUCCAAUCGACCCACGACAUUAUUCCUCAUUCUCCGAAACUAUCUUCUCCACUCCUACCGUGACGACUAAGCUGGAAUUGGGUUAUGAUAAAGAUGUGGGAGAUGACGGCAUGGAGAGACUGGUCUUAUCAGACGUUACUCGAUACAUCACUCGUGGGAAUACAUCCACCACGAGGGAAGAGCCUGAUCACAUAGCUGUCGACGUCAUGCUCAGCCGUGCAGUGUUGAAACAGAUAGAAAACGAUGACCUGGAUGGAGCAGACCCUUUCCAAAAGAGGUCUGCCUUAGGAGUCUACGGCAAAGAGCUCAUGCAGAAAUCACGCGAUUCGAGACUGCAGAAGAUCCAUUGCGAAGCUGACGACUUCAUGUCUUUAUGGGCGUUUCAUCCUGGUGGCCGUCGAAAGCAAUCAGUGGGUUCCCCCAGAGAUGAGCCCUCUAGCCCGAUAGCUGCGAUCUAA